Molecule: messenger RNA, 2553 nt
Organism: Phlebotomus papatasi
Lineage: Eukaryota; Metazoa; Arthropoda; Insecta; Diptera; Psychodidae
Exons: 5
Coding region: 865-2100 (411 amino acids)
Source: RefSeq, a predicted model, not a curated record
GUGUCUUGAAAAAUAAUAUGAUAAUCAUUGAAGAAAAGAUUGAUUUGAUGGAGGUAAAAAAUAAAUAAGUACGUGUGCAGUGCAGAGACAAUUUUUUUUUUAAAUAUUUUUUAUGAGUUUUUUUUUAUGAACCGGACCACGAGAGUUGAUUAUUAAAUCUAUACACAAAAUAGUCUUCUCUCACCUCUCAUAUACAUAUUGGGUCUCUUAUUCGCACAUUCUCUCUCUCUCACCUGACCAUUUGGGAAGGUAGCAAACAUUACUAAAAGUCUACACGAAGCCACCAGAGACUGCCAACACAACCAAGGCUAAUGAAGCACGAACGCUUUCAGUUUCAUUUCACAUAUCAAAGUGGAAAGGUGCAACUCGAAUUACUCCAAUAAUUCCAAUUUAACAUACGAGAUAUCGAGAAAUAUUCAUCUUCCCACACUUGAUUGAUUUCCAUCGUCACGGAGUACCUUUGCAAUAAUUUUUUUUUCAUCUAAUUGAUCUCUGCUUAGGUGCCGUAGCAUCUGUUCAAUUUUUUCCCAGUUUAAUUCCUCAGGCAUUUUCACAUCACUAAAUUAUCCGGUGUAAAAAUUUUGAGAAAUCUCAAAAAAAAAAAUUGUUUUUAAAAUAUACUCGGUUCAGUCACAAAGACAUUAAAAAUGUCUAUUCUAGUUGCAACACCAUUGAAGAGUGAAAGAGAUUCAAGAGAUAAGUCUCUGUGUUUUGUGUGAGAGGACGAAAAAUCAAGGAAACUCUCCAUCGGACAUUCCCUUGAACAGAAAUAACGAGGGCAGUCAGUGUGUGAAAAUUUUUUUUGUGCAAAAUUCCCUGAGAGUGUGACUAUAAUAUAAAAAUAAUUUCAACCAACAACAAAAAAUGCAAUUAAAAAUAGCCCUCUUCUGGACAUUGUGCAGUGUUCUUGUGAAUUUAUCCAAUUGUCAGGAUUUAUCUUCGUCCGCCGAACGGGACACCUAUGAUAAUCUUGAAGAUGUUUCACGCGAUCAACAUCGAUUUGUGGGAUAUAGAACAACAAUAUUCCACGAAAGUGCCACCUUUUCGAAUCCCACCGAAACCGAACCGGAUAUCAUUGAUACAGAAUCCACAAAUACUGAUACGAGUCAAAAAAUUGACACAACAAUCUCAGAAAAUACAGAUUAUCCAGCAUCAGAGACAGUUCUUCAGGAAGCCCUAAUUACAUCUAAUGAGCUAACAUUGAAGAAUGAGACUGAAGAAGGGGAAGAUUCUGAAGAUUUACAGGACAUCAAUGGCGAAGAGAAUGAAUCAGUGACACAUACAGCAGUUCCUACAACAGUCACAGUACCCACAACAACCAAACUAACCACCAUCCAUCCUUCACUCAAGGCUUUAAAUCUCAGAAGGAAACAAACUAAGCAGUAUAGGGUGUACAAAUCUACAGGAGAUGGAAUUGUCAGGAGCUUUCUGGACGAUCCCUACUUGAGAUCUCCACUUGCAAUUCUCAUGGAUACAUCACCAGAACCCCUGAGAAAAGCUAAACUUCUCUGGAAUGCAACUCUACGACCAGCAUCAUCAAUUGAUCUCGUUCUUGUUGCCUUCAACUCUUCAGGAAUAAGUGUGACAUACAGUUUCAAGAAUACAAGGACAAUUAUGGCUGGAAUCGAGAGUGUUAGGGAGUCCCAUCAACCAAGAUCAGAGGAGAAGGCUUUCAUAGGGAUUCUUCGGGCUUCAGAACUCAUACCCUAUGACAGUGCAAUAUUCCUGUCUACAGAUCGAGUUCCACAGAAUGCCGAAUUCUCCCAAGAAGCUGCGAUUGUUCUUCUCAAAAAACGAAUUCGACUCUACCUAAUUUGGUUCGGAAAGCAUGGUCAGGAUGACAAUGAAUCACCUCAUACUGUAAUUGGUGGAAUAUUGGGGGAAGUUGCCCUGAGAACGGGUGGAGAGAUAAUACACAUCACAGAUGAGGCUGUGGAACCCAAUGGAAAUAUUGGAUUGGUCACCCUGUUGCUGAGGAAUGACCUCCAAGGAUCUCAUCACUUCAGCCUACCUAUUGACACAACAGCCGAAACGAGUCUCCACGUGAAGAUUCACGGAAAAAUGGACGAAGCCACACUGGAAACACCCAAUGGUGGUUAGUUUUAUAAAACAAUUUAAAUAUUAGAGAACUCACACAAAACAAUUAAAAUACACACAUUUUUUUUUAAAUUAACUAUUCUGUUCUGCCAUUGCAAAUCAAUUUACUAUGUAUAUUGCUGAGGAGAUUAUUAUUAUUUUUUUUCUUUAUAAAAUAAUAGUUAAUAUCUAUUAUUGUAAUUAUUCCUCUCUUUGUCUCUGUUUAUUUUUUUUGUAUAUUUAACUAUAUCAUUUUAUUUUGCUUCUGUGAAUUGUUUAUCCUGCAAUUUUCUCUCACCCAGUUCUAAACAUAAACAGAAUCUCUCUAUAUAUGAAUUCUCUGACAUCGAGGGAUAAUUCCAGAGAAUAAAAGAAAAAUAUAGAGAUGAAAAGGCAAUAGAAAAUGAAGAAUACAUAAUGUGGAAAGUACAAAUAAUUGUAGAAUUGUUAUGUAAUAAAUUUUACUCUAAUUGUAAA